CCCCCAAGAAACACUGAGGAGGCAAGAUUGGGGUCGUCCAGCGUCAUGGCCUGCUCAGUGUACAAGCGCUCAGCCUCUGAUACCACCUUCACCCUCUCCCCUCUUCCUCUCACCUAUGACAACUACAACUGCAACAAGAUCCCCAAGACCAUGUCAAGGCCCACGCCCACCAAGCCAAAGCCCACUCCCAAGCCCAACAACAUCUUCGCGUUCCACUCCUUCGGAGAGCCAGGGCGCCCUGCCUCCUUCUCAGGAGCUUUCCGGGACAACGUGCGUGACUUCUUGGCCCAUUGGGCCCAAACCUUGGCCCACGAAGUCGAGGGUAACCCCGCUUGGCUUGUAUACUUGGCCCUGUCUCAAGAAACCCUAAUCCCUCUCUAUGUGGUUGAGGAGCACGUGCGUAAUUCCCCCUGGCCCUACUGUGACCAUUGUCGUUGUGUAGGUUGGAGCCACCACCUGGUCUCGCGGCGUCGCUACCACUUCAUAAUCCCUGCCUCCGACCAAUCCCACCACCUGCUCCCAUCUCGCUUAGUCCUUGACCGCAGAACCCACCUCCUCCACGGCCUCAUCCACUGCAGCGGCUUCGGCCACCUCCUCUCCCUCAAUGGCCAUGAAAACGGCUCCAAACACCUCUCUGGCCACCACACUAUGGACCUUUGGGAUCGCAUUUGCUCCAUGCUUUGCACCAGGAAGGUGACAGUUGAAGACACAGCGCGCAAGCACUCUAUGGACCUCCGUCUCUUACACAGUGCGGCCUAUGGCCACCCAUGGUUUUGGCGGUGGGGCUACAGUUUUUUCCAUGGAAGCUUUGGCAUAUCAGAGAACCGCUACUCGAUGGCGGUCAAGAUCCUGAACCAGCUUCCCCUCGACAUGCUUGACCCCGAACACCAAGUCCCCCACCUCCAUCGAAUCUUCGGAGCCUACAAUACCACCUGCACCUCGGAGAUAUCCACUCUAGGCCAGCUCUUGCACACCAUGCUCCAGCUCAAGGCCCGCCUCCCUUGGCAAAAGGCAGAUGCGGCACCACCCAUCACUGGGUCACGACUGGUGACCUCUUCAAAGUGCUUGCUAAAGAAGCACCACAAUCAUAAAGCGGUAGUGGGGGUUGAGGAGUUGGCCGCAUCAUCGCAGUGCCGGUGGUCACCCAAGAGGUUUGAGGUGGCUGCACGUGUCGUGGCUGAGAUCUUAGAGGCGAGCGGCAGUAGGCGAAUGUUGCGCCAGGAGGUACGUGACGCUGCUCGUGGGCGCAUCGGGGACACGGGCCUCCUUGACUUCGUGCUCAAGUCUCUCAACAAUUGCGUGGUCGGUCCUCACCUCAUUCGGCGCACCGUCAACCCCAAAACGAAGGUCUUAGAGUACUCGUUGUCAUCGUUAUCCUCCACCGAGCUCGACAACUGGGAUGGUGAGGCGGCCACAGAAAACAGGAAAUACGAGUCAGGAGACCACCCUCAAAACCAGCUUCAGGUGGGGAGAAGAAGUGAGAUCGAGAGAGACCUGGAGUACGUGUACAGGAGGGUUUUGGAAGGUGGUUUGGGUGGCAAGGUUGUGGAGGCGGCUAGGCGCGUGGUCCUGGACACGAAGCACUUCACCAAAGAGUGGCCGAUCAGGGACGCAGAUGAGCAGCUGAGGUUCAUGGUGAGUGUGGUGGUGGCCGAGGAUGAGGCAGGGAUGUUCUCACGGGCGAUUCCGCCACCCGAGCUCGUGGUGGUGCCACUCCACGCUACAGUCGGUGACCUACGUGCCGAGGCCGAGCAUGCUUUCCGUGACACCUACUGCAUCAUGGAGGGCUUUGCAGCGGAGGACCUGAUCUGGCCUCACGGCCAGGAGAUCAGCGAGUCGGAGCUGCUGUUCGGAGUGGCGGAGUCAGGUAUGGGGGUGUGGGUGAGAGGGAGAGGGGCGGAGAGGGGGGAGGAGAGGCUGAGGUACGAAGGUGGGGCGGAGGAGUGGAGGGUGGAGUGUGAGUGCGGUGCGAGGGACGACGACGGGGAGCGGAUGGUGGCGUGCGACGUGUGCGAGGUGUGGCAGCACACUCGGUGCCUUGGCAUCGCUGACGCCGAGGCAGUGCCGCAGCUCUUCUUCUGCGCAAGGUGCGGCUCCGCACUGCUCCCUCCUGACAUGCUCCCUCACGAGCCCUUGAUCGAGUGA
Messenger RNA from Amborella trichopoda, 2145 nucleotides. RefSeq names its product PHD finger protein MALE MEIOCYTE DEATH 1. The record is from RefSeq and is a predicted model, not a curated record. NCBI's taxonomy places the organism in Eukaryota, Viridiplantae, Streptophyta, Magnoliopsida, Amborellales, Amborellaceae.